AUAAACCCCCUGCAACCACCGUAGCUACCUCCGAAGCUCUUCAGUUUCAGUCUCCUGGUCUCCCUCGCGUCAUCGCCCACUCGCCGCGUGCGUGCAUCACGACAGCCUAAGCCAUGAAGCCGAGCGCCGCUGUCAUGCUCGCCGCCGUCGUGGCGCUGCUCCUGGUCUCGGCCGUGCGGGGCGAGGACGACUGCGGGUCGCCGGAGUCGGCGGCGCGCGACCGCGCGCGGGCGAGGCCGCUUAAGAUCGCGGCCUUCUUCUCCAUCCUGAUCUGCGGGGCGCUGGGUUGCUCCCUGCCCGUGCUGGGGCGACACGUGCCCGCGCUCCGGCCCGACGGCGACGUCUUCUUCCUGGUCAAGGCGUUCGCGGCGGGGGUCAUCCUCGCCACGGGGUUCAUCCACAUCCUCCCCGACGCGUUCGAAAAUCUCACGUCCGACUGCCUGCCUGCCGCCGGGCCGUGGAAGGACUUCCCGUUGGCCGGGUUGGGAGCCAUGGUCGGCGCCAUCGGCACGCUCGUCGUCGACACCCUCGCCACGGGGUACUUCACGCGCGCCCACUUGAACAAGGACCGAGCCCACGGCAGCAGCGCCGCCGUGGUGGACGAGGAGAAACAGGCUGCUGCUGCCGCCGCCAGCGAGUUAGCGCGCCACCACGACGGCGGGGAGCACGAGGGACAUGUUCACUUGCACACGCACGCAACCCAUGGCCACACCCACGGGUCGGCGGCGCUCGUUGCGGCCGUUGGCGGCGCCGAGGACGAAAAGGACACGAUCCGGCAUCGUGUAAUCUCUCAGGUACUCGAGUUGGGUAUUGUGGUGCACUCGGUGAUCAUCGGCAUCUCCCUCGGCGCGUCUCAGGACCCGGAAACUAUCAAACCUCUCGUCAUUGCCUUGAGCUUCCACCAGAUGUUCGAGGGAAUGGGCCUUGGUGGCUGCAUAGUUCAGGCAAAGUUCAACGCUAGGUCCAUCGUGACCAUGAUCCUCUUCUUCUGCCUGACAACGCCGGUGGGCAUCGCCAUCGGCUUCGGCAUAUCUCGAGUGUACAACGAGAACAGCCCGACGGCGCUGGUGGUGGAGGGCAGCCUCAACUCUGUGGCAGCGGGGAUCCUCGUCUACAUGGCCCUCGUCGACCUCCUCGCCGAGGACUUCAUGAACCCUAAGGUGCAGAGCAGGGGAAAGCUGCAGCUUGGUAUCAACGUCUCCAUGCUGGUCGGUGCAGGCCUCAUGUCCAUGCUCGCCAAAUGGGCCUAGCCGGAAGCCAGAAACAUGAAACAGUUUUGCUCCAUGACAUAUGAGUCCAGGAUAUAGACUUGCAUAUAUUGGAUCGUCGAGGUUGAAACGAUGUAAUCUUGGCACAUAUUAUUCAUCUCCCCAGGCUGGUAAUGCCAACCCAGUAGUGUAGGCAUCUAAACAAACCAGUAAUGUAGGUUUUGGACCAAGAGUUUGGGAUGUGCGGAAAGUGUGUGUGCGUAUCACAAGGGAAGUCUACAUUAUGUCGUCACCUUUGACGAGCCUUUCAAAUAAAACUGUUGAAAAAAAAUUCUUCAAAUAAAUGAUAAUUAACAACAA
Molecule: messenger RNA, 1568 nt
Organism: Aegilops tauschii subsp. strangulata
Lineage: Eukaryota; Viridiplantae; Streptophyta; Magnoliopsida; Poales; Poaceae
Product: zinc transporter 8
Biological process (GO): zinc ion transmembrane transport
Cellular component (GO): plasma membrane
Molecular function (GO): zinc ion transmembrane transporter activity
Source: RefSeq, a predicted model, not a curated record